Closterium sp. NIES-65 is the source of this 900-nucleotide messenger RNA. Lineage: Eukaryota; Viridiplantae; Streptophyta; Zygnematophyceae; Desmidiales; Closteriaceae. The record is from the annotation of a GenBank genome assembly.
AUGGGAUCCGGCGUAGUAGCCGAGUCACACCCCCUGCCCCCUCAUGCCAUCCGCUCCCCCCGCCCCUACCCUCCGCGUGCCCGCUCCCUUGCCGCCUCUUUUGACCCUCCCUGCCCCCCCUCGCCGUUUCCCACCGCCCGCCAUUCGCUCCUCCCCGCCCGUGCGCUCCCCUCCUUUACCUUCUCCUCCCCCCUCCCCUCCUCUGCUGCACGCCUCUUCCUUCCCCUCGCCGACCCACUCCACUCCCUGCCCCUCCUCAAUCCGCACCCUGCCCCUCGUAUCUCGCCCCCCUAUGCUUGGUUUCUCCCCUCCCUGCCCCUCGCCGCCUUUCCCCGCUCCCCACCUCCCCCCUCUCCCUGCCCCCCCACUCUCCCCCCCCUUGUCCUUGGCUUCCUACCUCCCUGCCUCACCUUUCCCCCCUCCGUGUGCUCAGCUUCUCCCCUCCCUGCCCCUCCCUCCUCCCCGCCCUGCCCCUCAUUUCCCCCCCCCCCCCCCCCCCCCCCCCACGCCCGGUUUCUCCCCUCCCCGCGCCUCCCUUUCUUUCUCCGUGCCUCUCCUUUGCUCCCUCCCUGCCCCCGCCUGCCCAUGCCCCUGUCUUUGGCUUCUCCCCUCCCUGCCCCACGUUUCUUCCCUCCCUGCCCCCCGUCUGCCCCUCCCUUGUUUUCCCCUCACCCAUUGCUUCUCUCCUCCCUGCCCUUGAUUUCCCACACCCCUGCCCUCGUUUCCUAUCAUCCAUGCCCCUCGUUUCCCCCCUUUGUACGUUCAGCCUCUUCCCUCCCUGCCCCUCCCUUCCUCCCCCCCUGCCCUUUGCUCUCCCCUCGUUACGCUCCCUUCUCCCCAUCCCUGCAGGGAGGGCAGACGGGCCAGGACGUGGAGGGGGGACAGCAGGGGCAGCAGUAG